AUGGCAAAAUCCAUCAGUGAAACCGCGACAGAUUACAUAACCUCAUUCCAACGCAGCUACUCAUCCUCAUACAACAACCUCAAGCACAGGUCGGGCCCGUAUUUCCCCGCCUUUCUCACGAUCGGCCUCGUCAGUUUCGGGCUCAUCAGUCGUCUAGCAUGGGAAGAUUACCGGAUCUUUCUGAGCUACGGGCCGGGCGGUAUGCCGUAUAAUGUCGUCGGAUGGCUUGCCACGAAUAUUCUCAAAGUCAUUGGGAUUAAUACUCUCGAUGUGCGGAGGUUGGAGGCGGAUUCUGAUAAGAGGUCGUGGUUGGAGAAGGGUGAUUUGAAGGCCCGGAAGGGGGAGAGACCGCAACUCGGUCGGCAUCCUGUGCCGCAGAGACAAUUGGAUCAGAUUUCUUCGGGCGAUGUUCCAAAGGAAUUCCUCGCCAAAUUUCGCACGUUGGGCGAGCACAACGCGCAUCUCGUGCAAUUCAAACUCUCGAAGUACGAGAUGCAUACGGAUGCGCUGUGGGUGAAGGAUGACAGCGAUGUUUAUGCGCUGGACAAGAAGUUCAACAGGGAGAUCUCGCAUGUUCAUUCUGGAACGGAUUACUCGGCGCAUGUGGUGCUCGCGCCGCAGGAUGCUGUGACUGUUAUACAAAAGGGAUGGGGCCAAUUACAUGGGUUGGCCGGGGUGAUGAUUGUGCCGAAGAGUUAUGUGUUGCUUUAUGCGCCGAGGAGUGAAGAGGAGAUUGAGGUGCUGGUGGGGAUUGUGAGGGCAGCGAUUGGGUAUAUGACUGGUGCUGUUAUGGGGGAUGUGAAGAGUUCGUGA
Molecule: messenger RNA, 813 nt
Organism: Exophiala viscosa
Lineage: Eukaryota; Fungi; Ascomycota; Eurotiomycetes; Chaetothyriales; Herpotrichiellaceae
Exons: 2
Coding region: 1-813 (270 amino acids)
Source: RefSeq, a predicted model, not a curated record